Molecule: messenger RNA, 1099 nt
Organism: Oryzias melastigma (Indian medaka)
Lineage: Eukaryota; Metazoa; Chordata; Actinopteri; Beloniformes; Adrianichthyidae
Exons: 4
Coding region: 170-910 (246 amino acids)
Source: RefSeq, a predicted model, not a curated record
GACAGCUCACCUGCAGGUGAACCUGUUUGUCACCUGUGAGGUUAAAGCAUAACCAGGAACUUUUCUAUGGGAUGAGGCGCGUGACGCUGACGUCAGACAGAAUGCUGGUGGCGAACGACGCAUUGUUUGGAAUAAGUGACCCGAAAUUGAGCUACAAAAGCUGCAGGAAAUGUCCUCUUUCCUCUGCUGCUGCUGCCUGAACGACAACUCCAGCAGUGAGAGGCAACCUCUGCUGAACUCCAAAGAAGGCGAUGGAGCUGGAACAGCCAGACCCCCCCGUCCAGGACAGGAUGUUGCUUAUUUGAAGCAAAGUGGAAGUCUCCAGAUGAGGCGAGUGAACGUCCCAGAGCUGGAUCAGAGGUUUGCUGACCUGGCACAGACCUUCAACCAACAUCAAGAGUGCUUUGAGAGGAUGGUCAAGGGAAUCAGAAACCUGCAAAAAGAAUACGACUGCACACGCUGUGACCACAUGAGCCUCUCUGAAUGUGUGGGAAAGAUCAUGAAGGAGUGGGAGACAAAAUACAAGGUCACCCUGAAGAUGAAGGGGUACGACUUCACUCUGAAUGUGGUUCCUGUCAGUUUGGAGGGUGAAACCGAGGAAGAAGCAUUGCCUCCAGCUCUGCAGCAUGCUCAGAAUGAAGUCAGAUAUAUUUCUGAUCGGGCCAAGGUCACCAUCUCAAAAAGCACCACACUUCAAGAGCUGACGGGCUGGCUGCUGCGAAGCCAGAGUAAAAUGAUUGAGCAAGUGCAUGGAGCAGCCGAAAAUUACCAAGAGCAAGGAAGACUGAAGGAGAACCUGGAGGAAAAUAUGAGAGAAGUGAGGAGGGCUCAGGAGUUAAUACAAGAAUAUAAGCAGCAGGCUGGGGAGGUCCUUAAAGAAGCUGCACAGAUCGCUGAGGCUCAGUUGUAGGUCGUCUUCCUUUGAAAUGCUGAGAUGAUUCAUGUGUGUGCUCCACCCUACCACAAUAAAUGUCUCUGUUUUUAGUCUUUUAGGCAUUAACUUGACCAAAAUAGAUAAACCUGUAAAAUACAAUUGUGUAUCUGUGCAGAGAAUCUGCAUUGUUGUUUUCAUAAUCGUCUCAAUAAAGUUUUAAAAUAA